Dromaius novaehollandiae (emu) is the source of this 960-nucleotide messenger RNA. RefSeq names its product olfactory receptor 14A16-like. Bases 1 to 960 code for a protein of 319 amino acids. NCBI's taxonomy places the organism in Eukaryota, Metazoa, Chordata, Aves, Casuariiformes, Dromaiidae. Gene Ontology annotation, molecular function: odorant binding; olfactory receptor activity; G protein-coupled receptor activity. Gene Ontology annotation, biological process: G protein-coupled receptor signaling pathway. The record is from RefSeq and is a predicted model, not a curated record. Gene Ontology annotation, cellular component: membrane. The transcript has a single exon.
AUGUCCAACAGAAGUUCCAUCAAUGAGUUCCUCCUCUGGGGGUUCGCGGACACACGGGAGCUGCAGCUCUUGCACUUCUCGCUCUUCCUGGGCAUCUACCUGGCUGCCCUCCUGGGAAAUGGCCUCAUCAUCACAGCCGUAGCCUGCGACCACCGCCUCCACACCCCCAUGUACUUCUUCCUCCUCAACCUCUCCAUCCUCGACCUUGGCUGCAUCUCCACCACUGUUCCCAAAUCCAUGGCCAAUUCCCUGCAGAACACCAGGGCCAUUUCCUACUUGGGAUGUGCUGCUCAAGUCUUCCUGUUUGUCUUCUUGUUAGCAGGAGAGUAUUCUCUUCUCACUGUCAUGGCCUAUGACCGCUACGUUGCUAUCUGCAAACCCUUGCACUACGGGACCAUCAUGGGCAGCAGAGCUUGUAUCAAAAUGGCAGCAGCUGCCUGGGCCAGUGGUCUUCUCUAUGCUGUGCUGCACACUGCUAAUACAUUUUCAAUACCACUCUGCCAAGGCAACACAGUGGACCAGUUCUUCUGUGAAGUUCCCCAGAUCCUCAAGCUCUCCUGCUCAGACUCCUACAUAAGGGAAGUUGGGGUAAUUGUGGUUAAUACCUGUUUAGGAUUUGGGUGUUUUGUUUUCAUUGUGCUGUCCUACGUGCAGAUCUUCACAGUCAUUCUGAGGAUCCCCUCUGAGCAGGGCCAGCACAAAGCCUUUUCCAUGUGCCUCCCUCACCUGUCCGUGGUCUCCCUGUUUAUCAGCACUAUCAUGUUUGCCUACCUGAAGCCCCCCUCCAUCUCCUCCCCAGCUCUGGAUCUGGUGGUGGCUGUUCUGUACGCGGUGGUGCCUCCAACAGUGAACCCCCUCCUCUACAGCAUGAGGAACAAGGAGCUCCAAGAUGCCCUGAGGAAAGUGCUUUCAUGGACAUUUUUCAGUAGUGGUAACAUUGCCAUUGGUCUCCACAAAUGA